AUGGAGGAUGUAGCAGAGGAUGAAGCCGAGGACGAGAAGAACUCAGAGGGUCGCCACACCCCAGAAUCAUCGCUGUCCCCCGGGGGGGCCCUCGGUCUCGGGGGCGCGGCGCUCGGGGCGGCGCGCGGCCGGCGGGGCGCGGGGCGCGCGCGGGGGGCGGCGGCCGGGCUGGGCUCCCCCACGCCCGCGGCUCAGGUGGGCCGUACCCAGGCGCUGGCGGAGCCCGGGUCCCGGUUCUGCCCGGGCUGGAUGGCUCAUUCUGCUGGCUGCGCGGUGGCGGCGGCUGUGUGUGUGCCGCGCCUCGCCGCUCCCCCCGGCCCCCCGAGCCCGGGCGCGCGCUCCCGCCCGGGCCCCGCGGCGCCGCGGCCCGAGGCGUCGGGAAGCGCAGCCAUGGCCCUGCGGAGGCUGGGGGCCGCGCUGCUGCUGCUGCCGCUGCUCGCCGCCGUGGAAGAAACACUGAUGGACUCCACUACAGCGACGGCUGAGCUGGGCUGGAUGGUGCAUCCCCCAUCAGGGUGGGAAGAGGUGAGUGGCUACGAUGAAAACAUGAACACCAUCCGCACGUACCAGGUGUGCAAUGUCUUUGAGUCAAGCCAGAACAACUGGCUACGGACCAAGUUCAUCCGGCGCCGAGGUGCACAUCGCAUCCAUGUGGAAAUGAAAUUCUCGGUGCGUGACUGCAGCAGCAUCCCCAGCGUGCCCGGCUCCUGCAAGGAGACCUUCAACCUCUACUACUAUGAGGCUGACUUUGACUCGGCCACCAAGACUUUCCCCAACUGGAUGGAGAAUCCGUGGGUGAAGGUGGACACCAUCGCGGCCGAUGAGAGCUUCUCCCAGGUGGACCUGGGUGGCCGGGUGAUGAAGAUCAACACUGAGGUGCGGAGUUUUGGACCUGUGUCCCGAAACGGCUUUUACCUGGCCUUCCAGGACUAUGGUGGCUGCAUGUCCCUCAUUGCUGUGCGUGUCUUCUACCGCAAGUGUCCCCGUGUCAUCCAGAAUGGUGCCAUCUUCCAGGAGACGCUGUCGGGGGCUGAGAGCACAUCGCUGGUGGCUGCCCGGGGCAGUUGCAUUGCCAAUGCUGAAGAAGUAGACGUGCCCAUCAAACUUUAUUGUAACGGGGAUGGCGAGUGGCUGGUGCCCAUCGGGCGCUGCAUGUGCAAAGCAGGCUUUGAGGCCGUGGAGAAUGGCACCGUCUGCAGAGGAUGCUCCCUACAGCAGGCCUUGAAGGCCGCCAGACCCAAAAGGCGAGGAUGGUGCGGGAUCCAGGACCCAGAGCGGAGAUGGGCAGCCCCUGGCGGGGUCCCCUCCGCCCCGCGCACGCCGCAGUCUUUGUGGCCCGGGAAGAAUGCCUCUCUUUAUCUCCGGACGCCCCUUCCCUUUGAUUCUCCUCUCUGCAGCGUUUCUGCUGACCUCUGCGUGUUGGGAAUCCAAUUAGAGGCGCGGACGGCGAGAGUGACAGCCGCGCCGAAUCCCGCCCCGGCCCCUCGGAGCACGCUCGGCGGAGCUGCAGGCGGCGCGGGGCUGCUUGUCAUGCUGGCCCUGCGCGCGGCUUUUGUGGGGAUUAGCUGCCGGGGGCGGGGCGCUCCGCAGAUGGGACCAGAAGUGAUGCUGGUGAAUGUCACGUCCCGGAGGAGAGUAAAGGAGGGGGCCGCUCAGAGCUGA
Molecule: messenger RNA, 1662 nt
Organism: Castor canadensis (American beaver)
Lineage: Eukaryota; Metazoa; Chordata; Mammalia; Rodentia; Castoridae
Source: RefSeq, a predicted model, not a curated record